AUGGCGCCCUCCUCCCCGAGCAACAGCAGUGUGGCAGGCUCCAUGAGCGACACGCCUGGCACUGAUGCACUGACCCAGAUGUCGAUCGACCUGGCUGCUAUAUCCGCCAACAUGCUCACCUGCGGGGACAAAACGGCCCUGGUUUCGGAAUUGCGCUCUGUCAUCCGGGAAGAAAUAGCCGCG
Molecule: messenger RNA, 183 nt
Organism: Pelobates cultripes (western spadefoot toad)
Lineage: Eukaryota; Metazoa; Chordata; Amphibia; Anura; Pelobatidae
Source: the annotation of a GenBank genome assembly